Molecule: messenger RNA, 5553 nt
Organism: Arctia plantaginis
Lineage: Eukaryota; Metazoa; Arthropoda; Insecta; Lepidoptera; Erebidae
Source: the annotation of a GenBank genome assembly
AUGCCUACAACUUCUCAACUAGCAUAUAAAGUGAGAUCUGAAGACGCUAGGUUUACAUAUGAAUCACCAAGUGUAGACAAAUUACAUAAUAAAAAUAUAGAAUCGAUUGAUGAAGACGCUCGCAUAGAAUGGAGCAAUUUAAUAUUUUUACCGUUUCAUCCAGUGUUUCAAAAGUUAGUUCUUAUUUGUGUAAUAGUCAAGACUUACGUGGGCCCUUUACAGUCAGUGGACCCCUAUGUUCGCUGUUGGACUGUGGAUAAAAAUCACGAUUUCCUUUUAAAUUUAUUUAUUGUUUUGUAUUCGUAUUUGGCCGAUGCAGUUUACGGCAUUGACACGCUUCUCCAUAUUAUUCACAGGCAAGUGACCGAUAAAGCUAUGAGACGUGAAUACAUGCCAAAGUCAGCAUUUCUUCUUUUACUCGACAUACUCUCUCUUAUCCCAUUUUUCCGGCUAGUUACACAAGAUGCUGAAUGUAAUGAACGUACUCAAUUAUAUCCAAACCUGUUAACAUACAAUGAAUUUCUAAUUAUUUACAGAGUAUGGGAAUACUAUAAACUAACAUCCACUCACUCUUACCCAAAGUUAAUUGGAGGAUUCGUUAUAAUUAUGUACAUAACUGUAAACUUUCUCACUGUUUUUUGGAUACUACUUACUUAUGAAGGUCUAUGUUCAAAUUGUGGGCCAUUUUUGCCGGAACACGAUUGGCGAACCUACGUAAUGCAUAAGGUGAAUAAAUCUCCAGAGGAAUAUCCAAUUUAUAGCUAUGCAGUUUCUUUUGUUUUUUCACACGGAUUAAGAAGAGUACUAGAUAACAUUUUACCUUCUACAAUUUUAGAGUUCCUGUUGACAUGUCUGUUGAUGAUAGCUGGUUAUAUCGUGCUAACUAUAUUUGUUUUGCCCAAAGCUUUUAGUGAAUCUGUGUUAAGAUUGAAAAAUGUUUGUUCUAAAUAUCCAUCAGUUAAAAAAAUAAUAGAGGAAACCAAGAGGAGAAAUCCUUCACAUAAGGCUUAUCAACAUGUUGAAACAUACUAUACGACGAUGUGGCGGAGACGUAGUGGUAUUGUUCAUAUGCCCGAUAUAAUGGAAGAUAUGCCGAGGUACUUAAGAGUUUCCAUCAAACAAGAUUUAUUUUGGCCCUUAUUUCAUCACAGUCCUACAUUGAGAAGAAGGUCUUGUGCUUUCAAAAGAUUUCUAUUCGAAUGUGUACAUAUAAGUUAUAAGUUGCCUGGUGAGAGAUUUUAUGCAGGAUCGCAGUGUCUCAGCAAUUUAUAUUACGUGAAAUCGGGUGUGGUUCAAUUAAUUUCUGCUGAUGAUUUAACAACUCCAAUUCUAUCUGUUACAAGUGGCACCAUAUUUGGUGACAUAAACUUUUUGAUACCUCAUCCGAAAAGAAAAAUUACUAUUCGUUGCCUUACUUAUUGCGAAGUAUUGUUUCUAACACAAGCUGAUUUAUUAAGAGCCCUUUAUAAAUUUCCAGAAGAUCGAAAGGCUAUAUUACAAUUAUACAAAGACAAAAUUAAUCACGCAAAAAAGUUGAUUGCUUGCAAAGAGCAAAUGAAAGAUUUAGACAGAAGUGAAGCUGAGGGUAUUGGUUGGAUUAAGUCGCGUUGGUGGCAAAUCUUUGAUGUUAUUAGCACUUGGAAGAAAAAAUCUCUCCAAUUAGAAAUUCACCAACUCAAUGCUAGCUGUGAGCUCCCACCCGAAACCUCUAACUACCAUUGUGCCAAAUAUCUAGGACAGCUAGUAUUAUGCACUGAUGGGCAACUUCAAACGAAGUCUAUGUUCGUUAAUUAUCAAUUUCCAUGGAUUCUAUCACCGUACUCUGUUUUCGGCUCAAUAUGGAAGAAACUUGUCAUCUGUACCGUAUAUCGAGAUGCCACAGACUAUCAAUACUUUGUUGUAAAUUUAAAGAAAUAUUAUCAUACAUAUGGUAUCCAAAAAGAUUUAUUAAAGCGACUUGAAAAGUAUCUUGUGUGUCACUACAAGUACUAUAAAGGAUUAAAUGUUAUGGACCGAGAUUCGUUCAAACACGAACCAUAUGAGAUUUAUUGGAAGGUACAAGGUGAAGUUGCUCAGAAAAUAAUUGGUGAAUCAAAAAUGUUUACAUACGCAGAUCCAUCCUUUAUAAGAGAAUUAGCUUGUGCAUCGAAAUAUGUAAUACUGCCAAAAACGGCUAGUAUAAAUUUAAUUGGGUCUCAAUGCGAGAAUGUCACCUGGGUCGUACAUGGUUAUGUUAAAUCGGACGCCUAUGGACCGAAUGGUGAACUGACAACAAAAUUCUAUGAACCUGGUGAAAUGUUAUCCGUUAAUUCGUUAUUUGGAAAGUUAGCUCUCAGAAGUUACACGUGUUACACUGACUGCGAAGUUCUAUUCGUAACUAUGCAAGAGUUUAUCCAAAUUUAUAAACGAUCCCCAUUGGAAUGGUACUUUUUGAAAAGAACCAUAAAAGAGUUUCGUUCAAAAAUUGAGGAGGCUUUUGAAGAACAAAUCAGUUAUUACCAGGAGUAUCAAAUCAGACAUAACAUCUCAGAAUCAGUAAUGAAAGUUACGAAGACCUCUCUAAACGAAAUGAAUCAGCCACCAGAUCCUCACUCAUUACUCAGAGAUGCCAAGGAUUGGAAAGAACCAGAGUCUAAGUUUAUGCAGACAUGGUUAUUAUGUAGAGCAAUCAUCGUCUGUGUUUCAAUAACAAAUGCGUCCUUAAAAGGUGGAAUUGGUGCUCAAGCCAUGUGGUCUUUUGAAAUUAUUGGCUCAUUAUGCGAUUGCAUUGCUUGGAUUGACAUUAUUUUAAAGAUAUUUAUAAGAUAUCAUGACAGUCGCGGUUUACUAAUAAGAGGCAAAGGAAAGUGUUUGUUAAAUUAUUUAACCAAAGGUUUCCUACUGGAUAUCAUAGGUGUUCUACCCUGGUUCGAAGUAUUCAGAACACUUAUGACAAAAGAUAUUAACUGGAACGACGCUUUGCUGAUUAAUACAUGCUGCAAGUUUGCACAUAUUUAUAUAUUGUUUGCGUAUUUUGAUUAUAUCAGCGACCUACCGACUGUUCAUGUUGGUUACAGGAUUAUAAAAUGGCAAGUGGUCAAUAUUCUGAUUGUGAUGGGGGCUAGUCAUUAUUUGAUGUCGCACUGUGUAGAUUACAACUUCGACAUCGAUGGAAAUCUGAUUAAUAUGAAAUAUCGGAAUGCGUGCUGGAUGCCUCAAAUUUUCUCUAUGCCAGAGGAGCUUGAUAGCCAGUCAUUACAUUUGAUAUUUACUCAAAGUAUAUAUCUUGCACAGUGCGGUAUGAUGUCGAUGAACAUCGGUGGUUUUAUGCCACAUAAUUCAACGCACGGGAUAUCGUAUGUGUUAAUCUUUCUUGGCGUUGUAUGUUGGAUCGUGACAUGUUAUACUCUAUCGGUACUUGUAUUAGCUUGUCGGGAGAACACGCUCUUUCAAUAUGGAGUCGAUAGCUUGGAUACCUUUUUAAGAAAUGAACGCGUAGAAAAAAAUAUGAUUGAUAAAGCUAUAGCACAUUUUCGGUACUGCUGGAUGAGGACCAAGGGUAUAAAUAUUCAGAAAAUGUUAAACAAGCGCAUCGGACUGGUUUUUGGACAGGAUUUAAGUUAUGGCUGUUUUAAAACGACAUACUUUGUAUUAGACACAUUACUCAAUGGUGGGGAAAGUAUGCAAAAACAAUUAGCAAGAAUUAGUUCCAUCAAUUAUUUUUUACCUGGACAUGAGAUUAUGAGAGAAAUGGAUCUUGUAGCUGACUUAUUCGUGGUACAUCGCGGAAGAGUUGUUUUAAAGAGGGAUGGAAAGAAAAUCAUCACACUUACUAAGGGAGAUAUUUUUGGCCAACUAGUCGGUACUACACUACGGCCACUGAAAAUUUCUGCCGAGGCUUAUACCCAUGCAGAUGUGCUUCAACUGCCUAUCAAAAGCUUUCAAGAAAUCAUAACCGAUGAGGUGAGAAAGACCAUCAACAAAAACAUUCAAUCUAAAAAUGAUUUUUUGGCGACGAGGACAUGGUUCGUGGAAAAUCCAUAUGACAGUAUAGAGUACAUUCUUAGAUCGAAAAAGGCUAUUCACCUUCCCUGGAUGCCUAAACCAAUAAAGGCUCACUAUCGAACCUGGUACGCGUGGUGGUUAUAUUUGUCGUGGUUUGUUGGCCCUUGUAUUACGGCGUUCAUUGUGGUGAUACUACCGUGGACCGCUCUGCCCCAGAGCUGCGUCCACGGGCUAUACGUAGUACUUACACUUCUGGAUAUAUUACAUAUAGCCAAUGUCAUAAGUGAGUUUUAUUCGGCAAACCUCAUCGUUGAAAACAAUAGAUGUGUGAGACGUAUUAUCGGUUUUGGCAGUCUCAAAAAGUGGGAAUUUUACGUGGAUACAUUGUCGCUUGUAAUACCUUUAUUUAAUAUAAUUGAUUAUGAUCGUCGAUAUCAAUUGGCAAAGUUGUUAAGACUAAAAUGGUUUAUCGACUUCGAGUAUCAUUUCUGUCAAGGAUUUAAGACUAAGUUGGCCCCGAGAGCUCUGAAAGCCGCUAUUAUAUUACUCUUACUUCAUAUAUUUACAUGUGGAUGGAUUUAUGUCGCUUGUAGCGAAGAGAAAUUUCCUUUCGAUGUUCCGGAUUUCAAGAAAUUAAAUUUAUCGCUUGACUUCAACGAGUGGACUCAUCCCGAUCUCCGAAAAGGCGGUUGUGCUCGACCUACAAAAAAAAUAAUUGAGGCCGGGGACAAAUGGCUGCCAGCUUUUGUAGUUCCAGUGUUCUGGCUCAACGAUUAUAUCAUUGCAAUGACUUUUAUUUUACUUAUACAUACCCAUACAAGUUUGGAUGCGGUAAUGGCCCUCACUAUAAACCAGGUGUACUACAAAAUUUUGAUUACUUUUGCACUUUAUCUCCUUGAUAUAUGGAUAUUGGCUUUUACUGUCAGUACUGUAUACACCAGGUUCCGUAACUUUUACCAAUUCGAUUAUCACGUGAUGAAUUUGAUUACAUUCUUAAAAGACAGCGGAUUAUGUCCGUCCCUUACUAAGGUUGUACGAAAAUAUACGGAGCAGCUGUGGAAGAAAUAUAGAGGUAAUUGGCUACCAGAAUUAGUUUUCCAAGGGCCAGCAUGUCUGCGAGAGGACCUCUUCGUCUCUCUCUAUAUUCAUCAUUUAAACAGGCCAUCCACGUUUCGUGACCUGCCUGAUUACUUCAAGAGGCAACUUGCCGCCAGGCUAGAGAGGACUGUCAUAUUUCCUGGUAAAUAUAUCGUGAAACAAGGUGACGUUUUUAAUGUAACAUAUUUCAUACAUGAAGGAGAGGUUGAAAAAUGGUCUACUACGCCUGAAGGUGAAGAAACAUUCGUGUCUUUGAUUUAUUCUAAUGGCUACUUUGGUUGCAUUCCGGGAUUAUUUUGUACCAGUGCUUUUCAGUUCUCUUAUUAUACCCGUACGGUGGUUGAUCUUGUAUACUUGAGGCUCCAGAACUGGGAAGAUUUAUUAGAAGGCUACCCGGAGAUUAAGAAAACCUUUUUUAAAGCUACUAGAGCCUUAAAACAUGAAGGGGUGAAAGUAGUUCACGGUAAGUAG